GGGCGGGCUUAGGCGGUGCCGCGCCAACCAAAACAACGACACGCCCCGGCAGCCCUUGCGCCCGCUCCCGGCCGCCACCAUCACCAUCGCCGCCACCCGGCGGGGCCCGCUCGGGGCGCGAAGCGGGCACGGAGACCCGCCGCCACCGCCGCCAUGAAGCUUCGCGUGCGGGUGCAGAAGCGAACGGCUCCGCUGGAGGUGCAAGGGGCGGAGCCAACGCUGGGGGAGCUGCGCGCGCAGCUGCGCCGGGCCCUGCUGCCCGCCUGGGGGUACAGUUCUGAUACCAAGUUUUCAAUAACAUUGAACAGAAAAGAUGCUCUCACAGAAGAUCAGAAGACCUUAGCUUCAUAUGGGAUUGUUUCUGGUGAUUUGAUAUGCUUAUUACUAGAAGAAGCAGAUGGACAACCCAGCCUACCUCCUCCUCCUCCGCCUUCUACUCCUCCCCCACUUGAGAAUGGUCAUGAGCCGUCCACCUUGAUCCCCAACAAAAGUCAGGCCCACAGACUGAAAGAAGAAGGGCAGAAUGAGCAAUCUGACAACCAGAAAGCUCAGCUGGAAGUUCAAAAGAGUGAUGAGAGGGCAGGAUCCAGCCUAGAAUUUCCUUCUGAAUUAGUCCCAGAACAUGUUGACCUGGAAGAAGGAACAGGUUCCUAUCCCUCUGAACCCAUGCUGUGCAGUGAAGCUGCUGAUGGUGAAAUACCACAUUCCUUAGAGAUGCUCUACCUUUCUGCUGAGUGUACCAGUGCCACUGAUGCCUUGAUUGUUCUAGUACACCUUCUCAUGAUGGAGACAGGCUAUGUACCUCAGGGGACAGAAGCCAAGGCAGUGUCUAUGCCAGAGAAAUGGAGAGGGAAUGGUGUUUAUAAGCUACAGUACACACAUCCCCUUUGUGAAGAAGGUUGUGCUGGUUUGACUUGUGUGCCUUUGGGAGAUCUUGUUGCUAUUAAUGCAACAUUAAAAAUCAACAAAGAGAUUAAAGGUGUGAAGAGAAUACAACUAUUGCCAGCAUCCUUCAUUUGCUUUCAGGAGCCAGAAAAGGUUGCAGGUGUUUACAAAGACCUUCAGAAAUUAUCCCGUCUCUUUAAAGACCAGCUGGUUUACUCUCUUCUGGCUGCUGCCCGACAAGCUCUGAACUUGCCAGACGUGUUUGGGUUAGUGGUCCUUCCUCUUGAGCUCAAGCUUCGGAUUUUCAGACUUCUGGAUGUCCGUUCACUCAUCUCUCUUUCUGCUGUUUGCCGUGAUCUUUACACGGCUUCCAAUGACCAGCUUCUGUGGAGGUUUAUGUAUCUGCGAGAUUUCCGAGAUCCUAUUGCAAGGCCUCGUGACACGGACUGGAAAGAACUAUACAAGAAAAAGUUGAAACAGAAGAAGGAGGCCCUACGAUGGAGACACAUGAUGUUUCUGCCCCCUACACCUCAUCCAAUCCCCUUUCAUCCCAACCCAUUCUAUCCUAAUCCCUUUCCUCCCAACCCAUUCCCAUCAAACCCAAUCUAUCCCCCAAUGAUUAUUGGUGGAGAAUAUGAUGAGAGACCAGCACUUCCAUAUGUUGGAGACCCAAUUAACUCACUCAUUCCUGGCCCAGGAGAAGCACCAGGCCAGUUUCCUCCAUUCAGACCACACUUUGACCCAAUUGGUUCCUUGCCUGGAGCAAACCCAACGCUUCCAGGACGAGCUGGUCCCAAUGACAGGUUUCCACCUAGACCCAGCCGGGGCCGCCCCAUGGACAUUCGCCGUGCGUUCAUUUGAUUGCUGCUUUUUCCUUCAGUGAGUUUUCUAGUCCCCGAGCUUGCUUUCUAACUGCAGGAGAUUGCAAAUCCCAGGCACUAACAUCUGCCUUCUCUUCAGAUUGUGGCAAGAACGUGUGUGCAUGGUAAUGCUUCAACCACAAAGGUUGGGUUUAGUUUAUGCUCUGGUAGUACUGUACCACCUGACACUAAGGUCUACUUCAUGAAGAGCUACAACUUAGGACAGUUUGUUCUUCUUCCCCCGCUUUGCUCUUAAUCAUCUGUGAAGUGCUACUUAGAGACCAGAAGGAUACAGGCCAAAUAUUUGCUGCAUCAGAUAAAGAGCACUUUAAAUACAAACCAUAUACUUGUCUGUCUUAUUUGAAGAUUUUAUUGAAUUGCCAGGAAAAAUGAUGUUGUUUAAAAUCUACCUGGCUACUAAUCUUUAUUAACAAAAAAAUCUACCGUGUUCCACAUAGAACAGGGUACUACCGCUGUUAUGGUAGACGUGCGUUCAUGGAAAUUUUCAAAGAUGACAUUUCCUUUUCCCUUUAAUGUUUUAUUAGGUAAAAAGCAUUUUUGUAUUGUUACUUAAUACACAAAGAAUACAGGGAAGGGAUUUUCUUUACAAUGGAAAUAUUAGAACACAAUUUUGUUUUACAAACAACUGAGUAAAGUCAUGCUACAGUGCAAGUCUGAACAGAAGCAGAGCAAUUUUACAAAGAACCAGCAGCAAAACUUUUGUCUUUCUCCUUGACUUUAGAAAUAAGGAGCUGUAGUACAUGGCUGCGUUUACUGUGUGUGAACUAAAGCUGGUGCAAAAAUAAACAUUUCCUCUUGCCUAACUUACUUAAGGAAUUAAAUAGGUUAACCUGAUUGCAGUGGAAAUGGGAUCACAGUAGGAGAAGCAGAAUGAGUUCUCCCUUUACUGCAGUAAGCUCCAUUUAAUUCCAUUACUUCAGUAUCAAAAUAUAUCUUGCCAAGAGGAAAUGUGUUGUAGCAUGUUAUGAGCACCUUUCAAGUCUUGUCUUACUAACUAAUGAGCAACUCACAAGACCACUGUUAAAGUCUCCUGAUGAGAUCUGCAGGCUGAUGCUGGAGCUCAAUUAAAGGAAGACUGGAAUGACUACACUUUGCUAGAACAUUUUGUUUCUUACGUAUUUUUUUAAGAUGGAUUGAUCUUAGUGUUUCUAUAAAUGUACAUGGUACUGAUGACUGUUGUGACAGCUGAUACUAUUUUCUAAAAUCUUUCUGAAAUUCCAACUGUGGAAAUGGAAUGACAUUUCCUGUUAAAUACAAGCUAGUUAAUCAGUAAUACUUAUGUGCUUUUUCAGGUGAUAUUUCAGUGAUUCAUCUUCUUGUUUUGUAUAAAAUCAGCUGACUUCAAGUAGGGUCACGAAGCUUUGCCAUUAACUCCAGUGGAAGUAAAAUAUAAUACUUUAUUUUGCUGUCAGAAGUUGUAUGGCUUCUUUCUUCCCUUUUCUACUUCACAGCAAUGGCAUACCAGUGCAAAUCCUGCCAUAAUUAAACACCUAAGAGCGUGUCUUCGUAGAGUCUGGGAACGUUGGCUUCCCUUCAAUACCAAGAGUAGCCUUAAUUUUUAACAUUCGCCUCCAGUGGUUGAAUUGCCUCGUUCCAACAGAAUUCUCACUGAAGUGUAUAGUCUGGCCUCUUAAAGCUUGCAGUGAUUCUUUCGAAUCCACUGGCUAUGAAAAGGAGAAGGGAAAUCUACACUGUGUUGGUCUUGCACCAUUUUGCCCUUGUGAUGAGUGCUUCAGAAAUGCAUGCAUAAUACUCAGAUAAGGUUAUGCAGCUUUAACUGAUAAAAUAAUUUGUAACUUUCCACUUUUUUUUUUUUUUAAAGCUAUUUCUGGGAACAAUGAUUUCUAUGUGUGUGAGAUGUUAAUUUUGUGGUGCCAAUGAUACUUGCGUUACCCGUGCCUUGAUGACAGCCCUGUUGCUUGCUCUGCUGAUGUGCCCCAUGCUGCUCUGGAGUUGGGCCCUCUCUGACAUGAAGACAACCUCCUCAUGCUCCUGCCAGGCUGGUUCCACAGGUUGUUUGUCCUGGAUUUUGUCAUUGGAAUGUUUGGUUUUGAAGAAAUGAACUCAGCCUUUUUACAUAUACAUCACUAAGUGACCUGAAGAGAUUCCUUCCCUUUCUUCACUGUUCCUUCACAACGUAGUAAAGGUAUUUUGAGCCAAAGAUAAAGGAACCUGACUUACCUUCAACUGUCAAGUUCCUAAAGAGGAGUUCCCUUUAUUCAUAAAACAGGAUAUGAAAUAUAAAGUGCAUGUCUUGGGACAAACAGUGUAAAAUUACAAGAUAAACCAGAGGAAAUACUUGAAAACUAGCUGUUUGUUUUGUUUACUCAUCAGCUCCUAAGUCAGGUAUGUGUAUCGUCGUUUGCGAACUCAUAGAAGAGACAUCACAGAGGAUGAAAUGCCUGAAGAUGGGCAUUUCUUAUCUGUACCCAGCACUGUGAGGGUUGCUACUAACAGUCACUUGGAAAUGAGGAACUGUUGUCCUUGGCUUUUCUACUUACUGUUUUAUCUUAUUUGUGAAAAUUAAAUCAACCAGAUGAAGUAACUGGGUCAUAUGCAGGGUGUAAGGUCUUCUGUACCUGCCUGUGAUUAGUGAAAGAGAAGAAAAUACCACUGCAGUUACAAGCAGGACUGCUUUUCUUCUGAACCUUAGCUUUAUACAAGACUUUGAGUUGCAUGGGAACAUAAGUGACAUUCCUCUUGAAAUACCACACCUUUACAAGAAAGUCAAGAUGUUUCUUGGUCUAUAUCUAAACAGCAAAAUGUAAACCAGUUUUCCAGGUGGUGGAUGUGAGUGGGUGUCAUAGCUGCAUCCCAGCUCCUCCUUGGGCUGGAUCCAAACGUGCAAAUCUAUUCAUGUUUCCUGGCUUCCUUGUGAAGAAAGUUAAAGUAUGCAGGAUGAAAGGGAAGCUCUGACGGGUGCUCGGUUUUCACAGCUGUGUGAGAAAGAUCCCAAGGCAUGCUGCAGGGCAUGUCUGCCCUGUGACUUAAAUGUAACUUCUGUUGA
Grus americana (Whooping crane) is the source of this 4773-nucleotide messenger RNA. RefSeq names its product F-box protein 7 (gene FBXO7). Lineage: Eukaryota; Metazoa; Chordata; Aves; Gruiformes; Gruidae. Gene Ontology annotation, biological process: positive regulation of autophagy of mitochondrion; autophagy of mitochondrion. The record is from RefSeq and is a predicted model, not a curated record. Bases 154 to 1746 code for a protein of 530 amino acids. The transcript is spliced from 9 exons. Gene Ontology annotation, molecular function: protein kinase binding.